Messenger RNA from Jaculus jaculus (lesser Egyptian jerboa), 905 nucleotides. Its product is annotated as succinyl-CoA:3-ketoacid coenzyme A transferase 2A, mitochondrial. Lineage: Eukaryota; Metazoa; Chordata; Mammalia; Rodentia; Dipodidae. The annotation marks the transcript as partial. The record is from RefSeq and is a predicted model, not a curated record. Gene Ontology annotation, molecular function: succinyl-CoA:3-oxo-acid CoA-transferase activity. Gene Ontology annotation, cellular component: mitochondrion. The transcript has a single exon.
GCCGACGUGUCGGUGGUGGAGGUGGAGGAGAUCGUGGAGAAGGGGGCGAUCCGCCCGGAGGACAUCCACGUUCCCAGCAUCUACGUGGAUCGCGUGAUCCAGGGGCACAACUACCAGAAGCGAGUGGAGCGUCUGACCACCAGCUGCAGCCAAGCGGCCGGCCCCGCGAGGGACACGGGAGCCAAGGACAUCAGGACGCGGAUCAUCAAGCGCGCGGCUCUAGAGUUCCAGGACGGCAUGUAUGCUAAUCUGGGCAUCGGGAUCCCUCUCCUGGCCAGCAACUUCAUCAGCCCCAACAUAACAGUUCACCUGCACAGUGAAAACGGGGUCUUGGGCUUGGGGCCGUUUCCCACGAAAGAUCAAGUUGAUCCAGACGUCAUCAACGCGGGCAAGCAGACGGUCACUGUGCUUCCGGGGGGCUCUUUCUUUGCCAGUGAUGACUCCUUCGCCAUGAUUCGCGGGGGACACAUCCAGCUGACCAUGCUCGGUGCCAUGCAGGUUUCUAAGUAUGGCGACCUGGCCAACUGGAUGAUACCUGGCAAGAAGGUGAAAGGGAUGGGGGGUGCCAUGGACUUGGUGUCCUGUCCCAGGACCAAAGUGGUGGUCACCAUGGAGCACUGCACUAAGACAAAGGAGCCCAAAAUCAUGGACAAAUGCACCUUGCCGCUGACGGGCAAGCACUGUGUGAACCGCAUCAUCACGGAGAAGGCCGUGUUCGAUGUGGACAGAAAGAAAGGGCUGACGCUGGUGGAGGUCUGGGAAGGUUCUUCUGUGGACGAAGUCAAGGCCACCACAGGAUGCCCCUUUCAGGUGUGCCCGAACCUCAAGCCCAUGCAGCAGGUCACAUCCUGAUGCAUGACAGCCCUGGCUGGAGUGGGGGCUGACUUGGAAAGUUGGUGACCGCA